CCGCGCGGGCCGGGUGCUGUUUUUGACGGCGUCACUGGCGGUAGCGGCCCCUCGUCUGUGCCGGGCCCCGCUCGGGGCCGCGCUCAGUGUGCUUUGAAAAUGUCUGAAAAUUCGAGUGACAGUGAUUCAUCUUGUGGCUGGACUGUCAUCAACCAUGAGGGUUCUGACAUAGAGACAGUGACUUCAGAAAAUGGAAGCACAAAUGAUAACCCUGAGUUUGUUUCAGAAGAAUAUGUUUCUUUGCAAGAAGAGGAGCAACCAAUUGAUUUGCAAGCUCAGUGCAGCAAUGAUGAAGAGAUACCAGUGGCAGAUAAUACUCUUUCUGCUUUUGAGGAAACUCAGGUAGUUCCAGAGGGAAAUAAAGAAAAAAUCCCUGAUGAUGGCUCCGGCAUUGGAACUAUUAGUGAUGAUUCUGACAUUGUUACACUUGAAGCUCCAAAAUCAGAAGAAACUCAAAGUCAGGAGGAAGCUCCAGCUGAUGGUGAAGAAGCUCGAAGUUCAGAUGAUUUUAACAUGGGUUCCUCCUCUAGCAGUCAGUAUGCAUUUUCCCAUCUAGAAACUGUUUUUUCAUCUCAGGCCAGCAAUGAUGAAUCAAGUAGUGAUGAACCGAGCAAUCAGUCCAGUUCCACAGUACGAAAACGUCGGGCUAAGAAGAGGCUGAUCCCCAGCUCCGAGAGUGACGGGGGGUCACCUGCUGAACCAGAGUCUGAGCCUCCCGGGGAAGAGCAGCACAAACGGCAGUUCAGUAGUGGCCUUAACAGAUGCAUCAUACUGGCUUUGGUGAUUGCAAUCAGCAUGGGCUUUGGACACUUCUAUGGUACAAUACAGGUCCAGAAACGUCAGCAGCUGGUGACAAAGACACGUGAAUUAAAAGAUAUGAAAGAGGACCUUUACCAGUGCCAACAAGAGCGAGGAGAUAAAGGGUAUCAUAAAUUGGGGUCACUCAAGGGAGAUUUUGCCACAUGCUUGUCCUCUCCUGAGGUGGAGAAGAAAUCCUUUGAAUCUCAAAAAAAAAGUCUUGCUGCAGAAAAUCAGCACUUAAGAGAAUCUCUAGAGAAGGAAGAAAAAGCUUUGGCCUCUCUUCAGGAAGAAUUAAGGAAGCUAAGACAACAAAUUAGAAACUUAGAAGAUAAAGGUACUAGCACUGAAUCUAUUGUAAUGGAAAAUCAAAAACUAAGGGAACAUUUAGAAGAGGAAAAGCAAAGAAACCACAACUUUCUUAGGCAAAAGGAAACACUGUUUGCAGAGGCACAGAUGUUAAGGAGAGAACUGGACAAAGAACGCCAUGUUACAGAAGCUCUAAAAAAAGAACUGGAACAGUUAAGUUCUCGUCAAACACCUGACAAUGCUAAUGAAGAUGAUGAUACAUUAAGAGAAAAUCAAGAAAUAGAAGCUCUGCGAGGACGACUAGCAGAACUAGAAAAAAAACUAAACUUUGAGCAGCAACGCUCUGACUUGUGGGAGAAGCUGUAUGUUGAAGCCAAAGACCAAACUGAGAAACAAGAAAUGUAUGAAAAGGGACAAAAGAAGGGUGCUAAGGGGCAAAGUAAGACUAAGAAGAAAUCAAAAGAAUCAUUUUUUGGUUCAGUUAAGGAAACUUUUGAUGCUAUGAAAAAUUCCACUAAAGAGUUUGUAAGACACCAUAAAGAAAAGAUUAAGCAGGCUAAAGAAGCAGUGAAAGAAAACCUGAAAAAAUUCUCUGAUUCUGUCAAGUCUACAUUCAGACACUUCAAAGAUACCACAAAAAACAUCUUUGAUGAAAAGGAGAAGUCAAGUGAUAGAAGACACGAGGCAAACAAGAAAGCUCGAACUUUUUAUCGAGAACAUACCUCUCAUGAGAAUCCGAAGCACAUGCAUUACAGGGGACCUAACAUGGCAAAAGAAUUCAGAGAUAGAAGAAAACAUCAGUUUACAACAUUUGAAAGAGAUACAGAUUCACAGAUAUGUCUCAAUGAUCCUUUGUGCAAUAGAAAACAACAGUUUGGCCUAAAGGGCUGCUCCGGUAUUUUUGAAUGUGCUCGUCAAGAAUUCAUUAGUCUCUUUAACAGAGUAUCAGAUCCUAUCAGGGUGGAUGAAUUUAAUCGGCUAAUGAAAAAGUAUUUGCAACAAGUACAUAACUUCCAUCACUGGAGAGAACUAGAAAAUUUUAUCGAUAAGUUUUUUCAUAAUGGGGUAUUUAUACAUGACCAGAUGCUCUUCACUGAUUUUGUUAAUGAUGUCAAGGAUUACCUGGAAGAUAUGAAGGAAUACCAAAAUAAUAAUGAAAAAGUUUUUGAGGAUUUGGACAAAUACAUCUACAAAUACUACUUUCAUUAUGAUAAUUCACCCCAGUAUGGACCCAGUCGACCUAAAAGGCCUUCUUAUACACAAACUGAAAAUUCCAGGCAUGAAAAACAAGCUCAGAAGUACCACCACCAUAAUAAAAGAGAAGGUAAAUGGCAAAAACAUGGUCGCACUAAUGGAAGACACAUGGCAAAUCUUGAAAUAGAAUUGGGGCAAUUACCCUUUGAUCCCAAAUACUGAGUAAUUUAUGGUAAAAAUGAAAUUAGAAUUCACAUCCUCUCCAGAAACUAAUUGUUUUCAACAAAGCAGCAAGAUGCAAGUUCUUUUCUCUAAAUAAUUUGAUUUUUACACAUUUUUGUUAAAAGGCUGAAGUCAAGCUUUCCAGUUUGCAUAUUCUGUACUGUUGCUUUAACUGUUCUUUGGAAGCGAUAGUUGGGUGCCAGCAGUAUUGUUCCAGAAGUCAGUCAUGCAGUGACUUGUGUGUGAAAAAUAUGCUUAAUUGCAUUCCAUUAGUGUAGUUCAAGCUUGAUCAUGCAUAAUGUACCAAUAAUUAACUCCAGUGUUUGAUAUACUAACUUCAUCUCAUCCUUCAAAAAAUAGGUCUUCAUUAUGGCUACAUUAUGGUAAUGUAUUUGUUAGUGUUUUGUAAUCUUACACUUGCUUCUUGUCUUUGAGGGGGUGGGUGUUCAAGAGCCUGUUGAAUUGUGAAGAAUUUGCUGUGCUGCGUCCUAAUCAGCUUGCUGAUUUAAGCACUUGAAAUGUCUUGCCUAUCUGCAUAUUGUAGAACAAAAUAAAGAGACAUUGUGGGUAGAAGUGUUUAUUUAUAAAACAACCUAGCAUAGCUGUACAGUGCUAUAAAAAUGGUCCAGUCUUGUCUAAUUUUUUUAUUGCUUAAAUAGUCAUAUGGUAACUUUGGUCUUCCUAAUGUUUUCCAGUGUUAUAACAUAGGUCAGUAGCCCCACCCUGCCACACUACUACUGUAGUUGCCUUCAGGAACAUGUGUAUGUGUUUCCUGACAGGCAAUGGCUGCCUGAUCAGACCUCCCCAUUUGACUUACCCGGUUUCAGACUCCCUAUGCUCUCCGUUCUGAAGUACAACAUCUUCUAAGCAUAGUACUGCUACACAAAAUUGAUCUCAUUUGGUCUUAAGUCUAGAAACUGAUCUUCAGGUGUGAUUCAUUUCAGUAUUUUUCCUGUAGAUGUAAAUGUGGCUUCCAAUACGUCCUUGAGGAAUGUGAGUGUGAAAGACAGUGGCUGUUUUCUCAUAGCCCCUUAAAGCUAGAAAUGAUGAUAUUUCCUGUAAAUGAACAUACAUUGGUUUCCAGUCAGAAAACACAGCUGGAAGCAUCAGAAUAGUGUUCCAGACUCCUCUGAAAUUAUCAAUUCAACUGUCCCCUGGAAGUUUUAUCCUUUAUUUUAAGAAAGACUGCUAGAAAAAGAGGUACCAAUCCUGACUGAUCCUAUCCAGUGUGGAAAUUUAGACACCACUGAAGUGAGGGGAAAAGGUAGUCUAACUGCAGGCAUUUUUGCUUGCCACUGUUGCUUACUUAAAAGUGCAUGGUUCUGAGAACAGACUGCACAUUUGGUUUAAUAUGGCUUUGAGAAGAAUUCUGUAAAACGUUACUUUAUGGCAUCUAGACAUAGCACAGAGGAGACUGCAUACAUGAAUGUGAAGUAUAUGUAUUGCUGGAAUGGUAUCUGUAUUACAGACUAGGUGGUUUAGUUUUAAUUUAAGCUGUUAUAAAAAGUUGUGGACAGCAAUUUCCAAAAAACUAUAACUCCUCCCUAGUUUAUUUUGUAUCUUGACCUUAAAACUAGUUUGUUUGAUUUUGCAGUUACCAUACCUGUUCUAGCACACUGAAGAAGAUCAAGUGACUGGGUAAUAACGUAUCAUUGUAAAACUCCUUAUUAAGCCAACCAAGUGGAUCAGAGUAAAAUACAUCUGCUUCAUCAAUAUAGCUCUCAUUUCCAGUUAAGUCUGGGGGACACUGAAGGAAUCUCAUUUUUAGAGGACAGUGAACAUGACUAGAGAGACAAACAAAACAAACACUUCAGGAUAAACUGAUCAAUAUCUAAGAUUUGAAGUGAUUCAUCACUUAAAGAUACCUCAGUCAAAGCUAAAAUCAAAUACUUAGUUUUUUUUUUUUUU
This is a messenger RNA of Melopsittacus undulatus (budgerigar), 4431 nucleotides long. It is a transcript of the gene CCPG1, whose product is annotated as cell cycle progression 1. The record is from RefSeq and is a predicted model, not a curated record. Gene Ontology annotation, cellular component: membrane. NCBI's taxonomy places the organism in Eukaryota, Metazoa, Chordata, Aves, Psittaciformes, Psittaculidae. The transcript is spliced from 9 exons. Bases 100 to 2523 code for a protein of 807 amino acids.